AUGGGUUACGUAUUCGGCCGUCCAACAAUCUUUAAAAAACGCAGAAAUUCGAUUCAUACAUUAAUAAGUAAUUGCUCUAGCAAUUAUUCAUCAACUUCAUGUACGGAGAUUAACUCAUCUCCAAAGAGUCCUUUGAAACGAUUCAAGUUAUUCCGUUCAAAGAGUAAAGAAUCAAAUGAAGGAUUAUCAACUUCAUCAUCAACAUUAUCAACAUUCAUUUUUCCUCCUAAAACGGUACAUCUUCAAGCAGUACGUCCAGAACAAUUAUCUGAUUUAGCAGAUGAUGAUGUUUCAUCCAUAUGUUCGGAUGUGUUUACAAUGAACGAUCGCGAUCGAAGGACGUUAUCUGUGCCCAAUUUGCCUGCUACGCUACAUCAAGCACAAAAUUGGGACAAUUCCCCAUCUUUAAGUGGUGUGUACAUCUCCCGGGGAGUAUCGGAAACACUGCUCGAAGAGGAUGAGGAGGAUGAAGAUUGGGAUUCACAAAGUGACUCCGGUUUCAAUGAACCUGUCAAUAAAUCCGCGAAAGCGUUGUCACACACUUUGCCCAUUCCUAUUACACCAACUACACCAACACGAAGGCGACAUAAUCGAUGUAAUUCAUUACCUCCGCCCAAUAUUCAUGAUUUUUCGCCGAGUCUAUAUCAUCGACGACCGACACCGAGUGAAAGUUGGGAUGAUGAUUUUGAUAUAGAAGUGAACGAAUUGAACGUUCCAUCGAGAGUUGAGGAAAAUCAAAUCUCAUUAAGAAUGGAUAUUUCCAACAUUAAGGAUUUCGCAACACAUAUAAGGAAAUUAAAAGAUCUUCGGGAAAAGAAGGAGAAUUUUUCAAAUGAUAUUCAAUCAAAAAUGACCAGACGAUGGUCAAAUGGAUUCUUACGUACAUCCUCCAAGAAAUUCAGAGACCUUGAGAACCUUUAUAAACGGGAUUGGGAAGAAGCAGCCGUAAUUAUUGAUAUUGCAGAUGUUGCGGAUAACAAAACAACCAUUGACGAAAAACGCGUUGAAGUCGAUAUCGAAAAAAUUCCUUCAAAACGUCAUAUGAAAAUAUUUAAGAAAAUCAUUGUUGAAAGUUUAGGCGAAGAUGCAAAAGAUCUUGUGUCCUUUGAUGAUGACAAAGAAAAUCAAUAUGAUUACAACGUUCCUAAAAAUAUUGCUAAAAAGCAAAAAUUGAUGUCAUUUCGUACAAGCAAUAAUAAAAUUUGCAAUAGUGAAAAAAGAAGAGAGAAUUUUCGAAUGUCUGUGGAAGUAAUGCCGAGUUUGGUAGAUCGAUUGAAGCAAUUACAAUGCAGAUUAUCUCGUCAUGUAACGGACCUAGAAACUUUGACACAACAUUAA
Funneliformis caledonium is the source of this 1338-nucleotide messenger RNA. NCBI's taxonomy places the organism in Eukaryota, Fungi, Glomeromycota, Glomeromycetes, Glomerales, Glomeraceae. The record is from the annotation of a GenBank genome assembly.